GCUUUCAGGUACAAAGGAUUCUGUCAUCCUAGCUAGGGUUGUGACCUUAAUUAUCCAUCCAAACCCCAACCAAAUCUUAUAACCCUGUGAUCCUCCCAGCCCUGCACUACCCAAAAUCUCUCCCUUUGUUCUUCCCCUAUCAGGAGCCAUGCCUCCACGAGCCCUAAAGCUUUGCCCCCACCACAGGAUGGCAGAAGCUCCACAGCCCAACUCCACCUUCCCACGCCCAAGCUUCUUCAUAAUGGCUGGCAUUCCAGGGCUAGGGGAUGCCCAGGCCUGGAUGACAUUGGUCUUCGGGCCCAUGUAUCUGCUGGCCUUGCUGGGCAAUGGAGCAGUGCUGGCAGUGGUGCAGAUAGACUCCACACUACACCAGCCCAUGUUUCUACUCCUGGCCACACUGGCAGCCACAGACCUGAGCUUAGCCACAUCUAUAGCCCCAGGGUUGCUGGCCGUGCUGUGGCUUGGGCCCCAGCCUGUGCCAUAUGCUGCCUGCCUUGUGCAGAUGUUCUUUGUUCAUGCGCUGACUGCCGUGGAAUCUGGUGUACUGCUGGCCAUGGCUUGUGAUCGUGCUGUAGCAGUAGGGCGUCCACUGCAUUACCCUAUUCUAGUCACCAAAGCCCGUGUGGGCUAUGCAGUCCUGGUACUGGCACUGAAAGCUGUGGCUAUUGUUGUGCCUUUCCCUCUGCUGGUGGCACAAUUUGAGCACUUCCGAGCCAAGACCAUAGACCACGCCUACUGUGCACACAUGGCAGUGGCGGAGCUUGUAGUAGGUAACACAUGGGCCAACAACUUGUACGGGCUGGCACUUUCCCUGGCCGUGUCAGGUGUAGAUAUUCUGGGCAUCAGUGGCUCCUAUGGGCUCAUUGCUCAUGCUGUGCUGCGGCUGCCUACCCGAGAGGCCCGUGCCAAGGCAUUUGGUACAUGUAGUUCCCACAUCUGUGUCAUUCUGGCCUUCUAUGUGCCUGGUCUUUUCUCCUACCUCACACACCGCUUUGGUCGUCACACUGUCCCAAAGCCCGUGCAUACUUCUAACAUCUAUUUGCUGCUGCCACCUGCCCUCAACCUUCUCAUCUAUGGGGCCCGCACCAAGCAGAUCAGGGACCGGCUACUGGAAACUUUCACAUUCAGAAAAGGCCAGUUCUAACAGGCAGUGAAAACAAUGGAGCCUGGGGGUGGAGGUGAGGGGACAUUCAAAGGAGAGUCUGGGGUCUAGAGGUAUGGAUUAUGUCAUCUUUGUCCCAUUAUCUGCAUAUGACUGUGAUAACCACUCAAUAGAUAUUUGCUGUGAAGCUUCUACUACGUGUACCACUGGCAGUUGUAGACUUUGGUCUAGCCAUGUAUCCUGCUUGGGAUGAGGCAGGAAGCAGGGGACUACAUGCUACCAUGCGGGGAAAAUAAGAAGAGAUCAGGGAAUUAUCAGGGAAUCAUGGUACACAAGAUUUAACUUAAAGAAACCUGCUCCCUCCCACCAUCAUUUUAACCUAAGUCUUCCCAUGUUCCCAUACAAAAGCUCCUCUACAGAUCCUGGACCUGGGGGUCUGGGAAGAGUGACACUGCCUCUGGAGGCAAAUGCUUAGUUAGGUACUUGCCUGGGAUCACAGCCCUCUCUAUUCCUGGAGCCAGAUUCUGUUUUCAGCCUGUCCUUAUGGAAGGAGUUAUACAGGCAUAUCCCCCACCUUCUGAGAAUCUGGAUAAUGUGCCCUGGGUCCCAAUUUGGCCAGGGUACUGAACUUUAAGACACUGCCACUUCAGAGAACCCUCUUGGUCUCAUAUGUAAUUGCUAUCCUCCAACCCCCACUUUCCUGCCAGUCUUAAGAAUUAAUGGCUAGAACUUCUUUCCCUGAGCCUGCAGCUUCAGGGGUCAGGCGUCCAACUGAAAGAAAUUUUGAUAUCCCAGAAAAUAACCACUUCACGUGCUUGCCUGAGGUCCCAAGUCACUGUGGUCUCUUACCCAUCUGCCCUUUUGUGCAUCCUCAGCCAAGAAUGUAGAAUUCCCAAAAAUAAAAUCCUCAUCAGCACCCCUAUUUGUCCUGGCCAAAAUCACUAAAAGCAUAUGAUGUUGGUGCAAUAUGAUGAAAUAGGAAUAUUUCACACUGCUGUGGCUUCCAGAGAACAAAGAUAUUAAACAGGAAGUGCCAGGAUGUUGCCCAACAUGGGAUGCACUUUCAGCUAAGACUCCACACAGAAAGGGACAUUGCACAAAAGAUCUUUCACACCAGUAUAGAGUCCAGAAGGAGUAUAAUCUCAGAGAAAAGGCAGAGAAACACUGUUACGAGGUCAGAGAAAGCUGCAUGCUGCACAGGCAGACACAAGUUCUCUGGGAAAAUUAUCAUAACUGCAGAUAUUAGAGUUAGCCAUGAAGACCUGAAGCCAGGUGUAAUGCUGACCACUUAGCAGAGAUAGCUGGACCAAGCACCAUGGGAUACCA
This is a messenger RNA of Equus caballus (horse), 2428 nucleotides long. RefSeq names its product olfactory receptor family 52 subfamily W member 1 (gene OR52W1). Lineage: Eukaryota; Metazoa; Chordata; Mammalia; Perissodactyla; Equidae. Gene Ontology annotation, molecular function: olfactory receptor activity. Gene Ontology annotation, cellular component: plasma membrane. The record is from RefSeq and is a predicted model, not a curated record. Gene Ontology annotation, biological process: G protein-coupled receptor signaling pathway.